Messenger RNA from Drosophila takahashii, 878 nucleotides. RefSeq lists its product as uncharacterized. The record is from RefSeq and is a predicted model, not a curated record. Lineage: Eukaryota; Metazoa; Arthropoda; Insecta; Diptera; Drosophilidae.
UCUGGGGAUAAUAUGUGCUCCUUCAGCUCGACGCUAACCAUUUGAUCUAAGGCGAUUUGCAGAGAAGUAUCCCCCCUAAUAGUGGUUUUUCCAGGACUCCUAGAUAGUCCAGAUAAUCCGAGAGAUCGUAGAGAAGCAACCCCCUCGCAGACAUGGGCAAGAAGGGCAAAGGCAAGGGAAAGAAGGGCAAGAAGCCCGCUGUGGCGGUGGCCCCCGUUGAGGCACCACCAUGUCCGCCCUGUCCGGAGCCACCGAAGCAGAUGCAGCCCCUGGACGCUUGUCCCGAGUCCAGCGGACCCCACGAUGUCCUCCGGGCCCAGCCGAAUCAUUAUCCGGCGCUGCUACGCAUUCCGGAGACGAUGGCGGUGGUGGGUUCGGAGAAUGGAUGCUACGAUAGCAUCUGUAAGCUGCUGCGUGCCGGAUUCCGGUGUGCCGAGCGGGUCUUCGUGAUGGCACCGUGGGGCAACUAUGUGGUCUUUCGGUAUCACAACAACAAUGACUUCAUCUACUUCCUGUUCGACGGAUGCACCUGCGAUGUGAAUAGGUUCCGCUAUCUGGAUCUUAGCUGCGGAACCGCUGGAUUCCUCUUCUUCGACAACAUGCACGACGUCAUCAGCUAUAUCAUUCAGUCGCGCAAGACGCGUCUCUAUCUGGAGAAUCUCAAUAAGAUCGCAAUCGAUCAGAUUGUGGAGGAGUAUGGCGCCGUUACCUACACCCAAAAGGCCAAGUGCAUGCGGUUCGCUUGAGUACCCAUUACCAAUGGUGAUCCGAAAUGGAAAAAUUGAAUACUGGACACCCUGCUUUGUCUUGAAAAUAAUACUGCUCAACAUUUUGGUACAGAUCUUUUUCAAUAAAUAACUUGGAUAUCAGUCGGGAAA